Messenger RNA from Platichthys flesus (European flounder), 6075 nucleotides. It is a transcript of the gene tmem121b, whose product is annotated as transmembrane protein 121B. NCBI's taxonomy places the organism in Eukaryota, Metazoa, Chordata, Actinopteri, Pleuronectiformes, Pleuronectidae. The transcript has a single exon. The coding region runs from base 247 to 1548 and encodes 433 amino acids. The record is from RefSeq and is a predicted model, not a curated record.
UCUAUGUCUGUUUUUUUUUAAUGGUUGUUCAUCUUUCUUUUUUUUUUUUUCAGGGGAAUAUGUCAGAUGUCCUGAUGGGUUAGAGUGGAUAUGAGUAUUACUUUGACCACAUGGAGGUGCUGAUUCAAACGUGUGAUUAAAAGGCAGAAUAAGACAAAAAAUAACAAUAAUUCUGGUCAUAAAUAACUAAUAGAUGUGUGAAUACAUGAAGAGAACUGCUCUUGGCCUGUAAACACAAACAGGCAGAUGUUGGAGGUAUCUUUAGUCCAUUCCAGCUGCCUGGGUCCGCGCCUGUCUUUGCGCAUGUCUCUGCCUCCACCUUGGAAAGCACCGGGGAGGAAGGCGAGGAGGAGAAAAGGAGGCGAACGCACAAAUACAAUGGUCUCUGAAACUGGCAACGACAAUCUGAAGGCCGACUAUCUCCAGUACGAAGCGAGCUACUCCACCGACUCAGCCUCUCCGGAAGCCGGCCAGCCGAGCAGAAGGCGGGACACCCAGACCACCAGCGGCAGCGUCAACCCGGAGGAGAGCGGCAGCAUCCAGCCCCUGGUCUCCUCUGCCAGGGCCGCCUCCUGCAUCAUGACAUCGGGGGAGUUCAUGCAGAGCGCCCCGCUGCUGGCGCACCGGUCCAAGAGGAGCCUGCUGUACAAGGCGCUCUGCUUCUUGCUGCUCGUCUUCCAGGGCGGCGUCCUGGACUUCUACCUCAUCAUCUUCACCGACCUGUACUGGUGCUCGUGGAUCGCCACGGACCUGGUGGUGAUCUCGGGCUGGGGCAUCUUCUUCAUGAAGAACGCGCGGAGCAAGCGGCAGCGGGCCUGCGGCUUCCACCAGAAGGGCUCCAUCUUCGGUUGCAACCUCGGCGAGUUCACCUACGCCUACCUGGCCUGGCUCAUCUAUGUCAUCGCGUGCACCCCCAAGGUGGUGCUCAUCCUGGAGACCUCCAUCCUGGACCUGGUGGCGCUCAAGGUGCCGUGCGGGGCCACCGGGUUCAAAAUCGUGGUGCUGCUCUCCGCGCCGCUGCUCUUCUGCCUCAUCAACUCCAUCAUCGAGGACCUGAACGGGGCGACGCGGCACCACUCCCACAGCUGCUUCAUGGGCACCUGUCUGGACCUGCUGGACAGCUUCACGCUGCUGGAGAUGCUGCUGCGGAGGGAGAUCCCCACCGCCUACCUCAAGUAUACCGUCAUCUCGGUGUUCUUCGUGGCCCUGGCCGUGCCGGUGGUGUGGCUCUACGAGCUGACCGCGUCCGAGCUGCGGUGCCGGUGGCUGUGGGCGCGCUUCGCCACGGCCCUGCUGGUCAACGCCCCCCUGCUGGUGGUGCGCUGCUUCCAGGUGUACGUGUACGAGAUGCCCGUGUCGGUGUUCAUGUUCAAGAACAUCUUCUUCCUGGCGUGCGCGCUCCUGGAGCUGGUGGAGCAGUGCGCGGCGGUGCGCGGGGUCCGGCGGCUGGCGGGCGGCGGCAACACGGCCCAGUUCUCCCACUGCGUGUCCGAGAACGACAUGUGUCCGCACGGAUACGUCAACACCCUGGCCGUCACCCAGUCGUAGAGCCCCCGGGGGGUAGGGGGCGCGGGUGCGGCUGGAGUCGUGCUGCGCGCCUGGCACUGCUGGAAAAACUCUGAAUCACAAAUCAAACCUCUGCUCCGGAUAGUGUCUUCAUUUAGACCAGUGAUUAACUGAAUAACAUACAAGCAACAAACCCUACGUGUGAGGUAUUUAGACUGUGUUGUAGAUGGUCAAACUAAUUUACCUUCUGCAAAAUAAAUUAAGAUUGAAAGGUCAAAACUAUCCAGACAGGUCGAACUUCAAGCACCUCAUCUAAAUACAGAACAACUUCCAAUCCUGAGAGGAGAUUUGUAUUUCCAAUCCUCUGGUGCUCAACACGGUGGCAGGGCUGGAUUCACCUGCUUACAGGCCCCAUGGGCAACAGGCCCCCCAGAGGUCCCCACCUUUGUUCUGUUUAUUGAAUUGAGGCGAAAACAUAAAUUAUUGACAUGCACUUUAGAGUCUAGGCUGCUUUGCCUCCAUAUAAUGACAGAAAAAGCCAAAUGCACAUUUAUGUUUUCAUUAAUUUGUCCAUUUAUGUCUAUAGAUUUAAAUCACAAUCCUUAUGUUGAGUCAGAAAUUUCAACUUGCACCAAACUUUCGCAUCAAAUUCCUGUCUAUAUACCAAAGGUUUUUACUGAGGCUUUUGAUCUUAUAUAUUCCACAGCCUGAUUUAUAAAAUAAUUGAUUUCCUAAAAAUGUAGGGGACAUUUUUACCUUUCAUGGUUGGUCGGUGCUGUGUUUUCACACUCAUGGAAUCAUUCAAAGAGAUAAUACAUAAUUUGCUCUGUAAAAACCUUUAACGCCAAUACGUCGACAAAAUGAACCUGGCUUAAUCCAAUGUUCUGGAAAUGUAUGCAAAUCAUGGCAUGUUUUUGGUCUGCAGUGCUUCAUCUGCACAACCAAACCAAUUAAUCUUUGGGUUCCAAUCCAACAGGCCUGUUUACCGGAUGAUAACGCAGGAGCUACUCUUGGACACUAUCGGUUUAUAUUAACCAACAACUCUAUUGUGAUUUCCACACCUACAGCCUGCUCGGUAUCCAACCAUGACCAGCCAUGUUGAGCCAAUAACCACACUGGAGUUAAGGACUUAAGACUAUAAACUGUUUAUUAAAGGCAAAAAACAACAACCUGGAGCUGACUUAUCAUCUGAGGUUUUGAUUCAGAAAGCAUCUGUACCAGCCUUACAAUUUCUUUUUUUCCUCCGACCAGUCAUCAGGUGCUACACUCAAACACCAAUGCCUGCAACAGGUUACAACGAAUGGAGGACAGACGAGUGUAGUGCAACAGACCUUGUUACGCUGUGUGUGUCCGAUCGGGGCGUUUCGCCGCUUGCACUUGAAUAAAGUGCAGAGAGACAGCCACUGUCGGAGUGGAGUGUUCGGAACGUAAAGUGCAAUUUGAAGAAUCCUGACUCUACUUGUGUACUUCAGUGUUUUCUAUCGAUGACAUUGUUGUCUGCUGGUGUUUGCUGCUUCUAAAUGCUGUGUCCGGUCCUGAGAUUAGAGUUAGACACGUGUGUGUAAAUUGGUGCCAAUGCAUAAAGACCUAAAGACCCGAUAGUGCCAUGACAAACAGGUUUUUUCUACAGCCCUUUUAAACGGACCCCUGGCCGACAGUAGUUUCUGAUGGUAUUGCUGGCUCUGCUACUGUUUACUUCUGGAUCAGGAAUCCCCACAAACAAUCACUGGGGAGGGUUCACUCUUUCACCCAUCGAUUUAAAAGCCCAGUUCUCUCCGUCACCCGAGGGACCAGCUCUGUCAUUGGCCCACAGCAUUUAUUGUUUGCGUCAAGAUCAAAGCCAUGUGUCAUGGUUUUAACACCUGUAGCGGUGGGACCACGUGGAAUCUCAUUGCUCUUAAGAUAGUAAUUUAUAAAGGUUAAAAAAUAGCAAUGAUGAAAACAGUCUGAGUCACAUGUCUGAAUCCAGUAAAUCAUAACUUUAACAUGAGUAUGUGCUAAUCAAUAUUUUUAUAUUAACCGUGUCUUACAUGACUGUUUUGGUCAUAGUAAGGAACCAAAAGAGAUUUAUCCCCAGGCUUCUUUUAGCUCAUUGACUUGCUGUGUUCGGUCCUUGACUCCACUUCCAUUCCAUUCACUGAUAAUUCCAACCGGCAGCAGUUUUUAGUAUAAUUCUUUGAUGGGACGCAAUAUAGUCUCGUGGGCGUCACAGGAUUGUUGUAAUAAGUGAUGUUGCGCUACCUGCUGUGCUUACACGCCUGUAGAGAAGAUCAUUGUUAUAGGUACUGGGAUCCUACUGUCUUUUUGUAAUGUCUAUUACCUCACGACUUCAGAGAAAGGAAGCGCUCCUUCUUAAUUAAGUUGCAUUUCCCAACCAGAAACGUUCUACAAGAGCUAGGGGACCUUUGCUGGAGCUCAUUUCCACUGCAGGCAGCAGGAUCGAAAUCUGUUUUGCCAUCCUAAAAAAUUCCUCUGCUUUGUGGUAGUACUUUCUGAAAGUAAUAGAACCAAGAUGCCUGUUGGUCGCGUAAUAGUUUUCGAUGUAGUCUACAGCAACGUUAUCAACAGUUGUGAUGAACUUAAUAUUCCAUAAUCUUACCUUCCUUUUUUUGUAGACAUCUCAGUCAAUCUCCUCUAUAGGUUGUACAUUAUGUUGCCUUACUUUAAGUUGAGCAUUUCAGGCGUUUUGAAAAGGCUUUGUUGCAAGUGCUUGUCUCUGUACUGAUCGUCAUAGUCGUUGAAAUGUCAACUGGAUUACCAUCACCUGGUGGAGUGGAGUGGAAUGGCUUGUUGUAGCAUUGGUUGUACAGCAGUCAGGAUAAUUUGCUUCAUCUCUCGUGGUUGAAAGACAGUGAUUUUCCAGUUCCUCAGACCACAUGUUCCAAACGAAGGUGGUUGAUUGGUGGAGUAAAGUUGCCAGGACAAAAAAAUGUCAUGAACUUCGGGUUGAAAUGCAGUUGUAGUCAUUGAAAGUGUUGUAGAAUGUCACAAGACACCUGUUUUCCACAGUGGGCCUAAUGCAAGAACUAUUCUAUAUUGUCCUAAGCUGUAAUCAACACUAAUAUCAGCCUUUAGGGCAACACAGUCAAACCAUCGGACAGAUAAAGUCAGUUGAUUCCAGGCUCCCUCUCAGUGCAUUAUUUACCACAGUAGGUUUACUACAGUGACAUCGUGGCUUUGUUUGAACAGUAGGAAUGUCAUGUCAUGUCAUGGUCAGUGUUCUCCCUGAAGAGCUUCUCCUUAAGCUUACAGUGAUGUCAGGAAUAGAGUUGAUGUGAGUGAAGAGUAUGUACGGUAAAGAGAUUGUGCAAUAUGGGUCGGAGGGGUUCAAACUCUUUUUAGUGCCUAUUAUUUAUGGAGUUAAAGAUUAUAGAGUUAUGAAUGAAGGUGGAUUCAUUAUGGUGUAUUUAAUCACAAUGAGGGUAUCAGUGCAAUUUCCCAUCUCUGUUUGCUUCAGUGUAUGCAGGUCAGAGGUGAAUAGGACUUGUGCCUUGCGAGCAGCAUAGGACAGAGGUUUUCAGAGUGGGAGGUGGGGUGGGUGGUGUCUUUUUCCCGGCUUUGUCUGAGGGGAGGCCCACGACCUCAGAAAAAACCUUGGUGAUACGAUGACUGCGGAAGGGUUGGACUUGAUGAAGAGAAAGGGAGGUCAUGUAUGUUAGCUUGCUCUCAGAGCACUUCUGCUCCAAUGAUGGUCGAGUCACGUAGCACCAACCAGGUUUAAAAGCUCAGUUAAAUCCAUUUAAAAUGAACAGAAUUGUGGUUAAAAAUUACAUCGUGAGGUUCUUUGCUCCCAAAAACCUAGUCAUUUGAAGAUAUUGGAAUAUGCAGAAAAAUCAAAGAAUUGUUAAUUUACCUUUAAGGAUCUCACUCAAUCACGGUUCCAUGUCAGGGUCCUUAGAAUGGACUCCAGAGACGUUUAAUUCACAUUUUAAAUAAGGAUUGGAUCUAAAGAGCUUCAGUCCAAAUUUUGUAUUUACAUCUUAAAGUGGUUGACUUUGUUUGAAAGCUCUCAAGGGAACCACCAUAUGAAUCCUGGAAAAACAAGGAGUUUCUAAUAAUGUAAACUCGGAUAACUGUUUCCAGCUAUUGACUGCACUAGUGUGAGAGGUGACUGUAUAUUUGACCUAUGCUGAAGUACAAUCCUUAACCUGCAUCUCGUUGCAUCUCAUGGAGCUGAGUUGACUGUUUCUAAAUCCUCCCCCUUCCCCUGCAGCUGUCAGUCACUAGGAUACAUGGGAGGGUGUCAGUGCUGAUUCUGUCUGAUGACAUAUCCAUUUCUGCCAUUUUCACAGCGCAGGUGUCCUUCCGCCAGCUGCCUGAGGUCGUAAGUCGGCUGUGAUUUCAGAACGAUGGAGGAAUGGGGCAGGAUUUCAGUCAGUUCGGCUGCAGGCGGUGCAGCAGAAUGUUGAACAGACAGAGUAAUAGGUCAAUAAUUUAUAAUUUAAUAGAAAAAGUAAUCAAAUAGAUCGAUAAAAUAUUCAGAAGAUCAACUUUGCUAUGUUUCCAGAGUUUUCAGCCACAUCUCACAGUCUUCUCCAGAGUUUCCAUUGGUGUCAUCAUGUGCUCAAA